Molecule: messenger RNA, 1965 nt
Organism: Apiotrichum porosum
Lineage: Eukaryota; Fungi; Basidiomycota; Tremellomycetes; Trichosporonales; Trichosporonaceae
Exons: 12
Coding region: 1-1965 (654 amino acids)
Biological process (GO): transmembrane transport
Molecular function (GO): transmembrane transporter activity
Source: RefSeq, a predicted model, not a curated record
AUGGCUACCGUCAGUACGACUGAUACCCCCUCGGCACCACCAACGCUGGUGGAAGCGGUUACAGAGGUGGAGGAGCGCAAAAGUUGUUCCGGCGACCGGCGCCGAUCCGCCGGUUCUCACUCCACUGUUGUCCCCGUCGACGUUGGGGAGCUGGAUAACGUCAACGCCCUUGUCGUCGAUGUGGAUACCGACCGCAAUGCACCUGCCCUGCCCCUGGUGCCGAUAGCGCGCACUGCCACCCGUGGCACCGCGAAAGGAGCGGGCAGUGGCACCGCGGAAGAACCUUUGCCGCCAAACAACAUGUGGCUCGUCAUGCCAGCACUUGGCCUGGUAGCGUUCAUUUCGGCUUUGGAUCAAACAAUCAUUUCAACAGCAUUGCCAACCAUUGCGGCCGAGCUUGGCGCUACACCAAGCCAGUAUUCAUGGGUCGGCACAUCCUACCUCCUGGCGCAAACCAUCAUGACCCCGAUCAACGGCCGCGUCACAGAUAUCAUUGGGCGCAAGCCGAUGCUGUAUGCCAGUAUCAUCAUCAUGCUGGUGUUUAGCGCCUUUUGCGGAGCAGCCAAGAACAUCAGGUGGUUGAUCGUCGCGCGCGCGUUUGCAGGUCUUGGCGGCGGCUCGAUCGUGGGCAUGACGACCAUUGUGAUCUCCGACAUUGUGCCGCUGCAUAAAAUCGGCGAGUACCAAGGAAACCUCGGUGUCGCGUACGGUUUUGCCUCUGUCCUGGGGCCCGUGCUGGGAGGCCUGUUGACUGAGCGUGUCAGCUGGCGAUGGUGUUUCUACAUCAACAUCCCUUGCUGCGCCAUCUCCCUCGUCCUCCUCUUCUUCACGCUCAAGCUGAACCGCUCAAGGCACACGACGUUCGCAGAGGUGCGGCGUACAUUCGACUUUUUGGGCCUCGCACUCAUCAUCGUGGGCGCCGCGCUCACCAUCAUUGGCUUCUCCACCGCGGCGGAUAACGGCUUCGGCGUGCCGGGAGCGUACGCCGUCAUCGCCGCGGGCGGUGUGGUGCUUUUCUUGGCCGUGGUGCAUUUCUUGACUACCAAGCGCAACGCCAUCGUGCCUCGACGUAUGCUGCGCACGCGUACCCCGCUGUUCUUCAUGCUCGGGUCGUUUUUCCAGUCGCUCAUGUUCGUCGCGGCGGGAUACCUGCUGCCCCAGUUCUUCCAGGGUGUCCGCGGCUCGGGCGCGCUCUCUGCAGGUCUCCAGCUCCUGCCCUUCGCGGUCGGCAGCGCCGUGUUCGGCGUCAUGGCAGGGCAGAUCACCUCGCGGUUCCGUAUCGUCCGCCCCUUAGUCUGGAUAGGGUACGCCAUCGCCGCCGUCGCCUACCUGCUAUGGUACCAGUUCUUCACGGCUACAGUGACCAUGGCGACGCAGGAGGGCCUGCUGCUCCUCGCCUCCGUGGGCGUCGGCAUCUCCCUCAUGCCGCCCAUCCUCGUCAUCCAGGCCGCGAUGCCGUGGCGCGACAUGGCGGCCAGCACGUCGACGUGGGUGCUCAUGCGUAGUCUCGGUGCGACGGUCGGGCUGGCCAUCUUCACGGCCAUCCUUAACACGGGCAUCAGGCAGCGUUUCGUCAAGAUCCCGGGCUACGGGACCGUUUUCCAGGUCCCAGAGGGCACUACGGGGUACAAGGCCCUGCACGACUUGCCCGAGGGCGAGACGCGCACGCAGGUGCUGGAGGCGUUUGCGGAUAGCGUCAAGAUGUGUUUCGUCGUCGGCGCCGCGUUCCUGUUCGCCGCCCUCCUCGUAAGCUACAUGAUUCCAAGGCAGGCUAAAAGGCUCACACCACAGCUCACACUGUGUACCAAGUCGUACUCCCUGAACCGGCGCCGCGACGCCGAGCCCUCCGACGACGCCAGUGGAGAGGCGACUGCUGUGGCCAGCGAGGACGAAAAGGAAAAGGACGACAAGAUGGCCACGACCGAAGAGGUGGAGACAAAGGAAACGGACAAGUCGCCCGUCUGA